GUCACCGAAAUAUCUAGGACGACCCGCUCCAUAAUUUUAUAUUUUAUAAUAUCGUAUCUCUCGUAGAGACUGACGUUUCGUAGGGAACACAAUAUGGUGCGAGGAGGAUUAUAUUUUCCUCAAAGGAUUAAUACGUGAGUUUAUACAAAUUCUCAAUGGAUUAACAUGCAUUAUUUGCAUACUAUGUAUACACCUCAGUGCAAAUAGUGUUACCAUGAUUGAAAAAGCACCACCAUGUGAUAUGAGAAAUAAGUGUUACUUGGACAAGCAUGGAGAUGGGUUGGAGUCGGUCAAGGCAGCCUCCAUAGGCUCCUCUACUGUGUCCAUGAUGCCUUCACUGGCUCCGAGUUCUGUGUCAUCGCUUAUCUCGUCCUUCACUCCGAGUCAAGGUUUUGACAAGGAAAACCGGCAACAGCGUCUACAGAGAUCUAACACCAACGACUUCAACACAAUGCGUAUGGCCAACCUCGUCAGGGAAAGGAAUCUGGAUAGCCAGGCGUACUACAAGCGUGUCUCCUUCCUUCCGCUUAAAAUCAG
This is a messenger RNA of Mizuhopecten yessoensis (Yesso scallop), 537 nucleotides long. RefSeq lists its product as uncharacterized. The transcript is spliced from 2 exons. The record is from RefSeq and is a predicted model, not a curated record. Lineage: Eukaryota; Metazoa; Mollusca; Bivalvia; Pectinida; Pectinidae. The annotation marks the transcript as partial.